CUUCAGUAUAACGGUAUACGUCGACGGCACAGCAACGCAGGCCCAGGAAUCAGGAGGUCGAGUCCCCCAAAAUCCCCAGCUCCAUAUGUCCAUAUGUCCGCAGUCUUUUCGCCUGCAAUCUAAAAGAAAAGUGCAACAUUUGACCUUUCCGCCAGCCGGUGGCAGUGCCAAGUGCAUCCGUCUAACGGUCAACGCUCGAAAAGUGUCGAAAAAGUGGCGUUAAGCAACGGUAAUUGCUCGAAAUAUUGCACGCCCACGCCGCGAAAAGUUUGGGGAGCAACCACCAGCAGCUGCCACCAAGAGUGUGUGUGUGUGUGACUACCCGAGUGUGUGCAAGUGUGAGGGGGUGUCGAAAAUCAAUAAGCCCCGUCGACGACGUAGUCGUUUUGGCCAAAAGCAUCAGCCAAGUGUAGCAGCCCCAUUAACCGGCCAUAUGGCAGAGGCACUGCAUUAUUGUUAGCCAAUUUCGAACUACAGAAGAAAAAAAGAACACACAAGAGACACUAGAGGACCGAAGAACUGAGGAGAAAAUCGAAUUUUGCAAGUGCAAGAUGGCGGCUCGCCUGGAAAUCACCGUUAGCUUCGCCCUGGCUGCAACGCUGCUCUGCUGCAUAGUGGGUCACUGCGAAAUGUCCGUUUACCCAGGACUACGCCGAAGACCCAUCCAGGCACCGGUGAUGGAUCCACAGAGCGAGCAGGAGUAUGCCUUCUUGGCCCAGAUGAUGGAGCAAUACGCCCGUCGACGGCUGCAGCAGCAGUUCGACCAGCAGCUGCACGAGAUCAACCUAAAGAUGGACCGCCAGCGGCAGCUGCUUGAGCGGGAACGAUACCGCCAACGGCAGCAGGAGCUGGAGGUGCGGCGCGAGCAGGAGGAGGACUACGAGGCCAAUGGGGGCAACAAUCUGGAGCAGCAGUACGAUCAGUACGACAACGCAGAGGCGGAGGCCAGCUAUGGCAGUCCGUUGGAGGCGGUGCCGGAUGUCCAGCAACCCCCGCCGCUGUACCUGCCUCGCCUGCCCAACCUGCCACCGCUGCCCAGUUUGCCCAAGUCGUCGCCCGGCCGGAAUAGUGUGCUUAGGGAUCGGAUUCCCUUUGCCGUGGGUCCCAAUGAUGCCCGGUUUUUCGACAACCCGAACGACCCCUCGGGCGAGCUCGAUUCACGCGCCCUGGAAGACUACGAGGAGUAUGCUCCGAUAGAGCCCACUCCCGAGGUGGCCACCGCCUCCAGCAAGACCAAGAUUGAGGCCCCAGUACCGGCUCCCGUGCCCGUGGAGCCGCCGAAGCUGCUGGACGCGGCCAGCGCCAACUUCCAUCGCAUCAAUCCCCAGUCCGCAGCUGCUGCGGCCGUGGCCGGAGUGAAUCUACCGCAGGGCAAGGACGUAUCGCCGCACGAGCUGAAUGCCCUGAUCAACAAACUGCAGAAGCAGAGCAAGUCCCCGCACCUGACCCUAGUCAACGAUGGCGUGGCCAGCCAAGAGCAGAUCGUGCUGCGCCAGCACCUGGGAAUGAACAGCGAAAUGGGAGUGUACAUCGUGGCCCUGAUAGCGGGCGUGAGUGCGGCGGUGACCGUGGGGCUGCUGGCCCUGGGCGUGACUUGGUUCCACAAUCGCCACAAAGCGGCUGCGGAUGUGGAGUAUCCCGCCUACGGGGUAACGGGUCCCAACAAGGAUGUCUCGCCAUCCGGCGACCGGAAGCUGGCCCAGAGCGCCCAGAUGUACCACUAUCAGCACCAGAAGCAGCAGAUCAUCGCCAUGGAGAACUGCCAGGCCACCGAUGGCAGCUGCAGCCUCUCGGACGUGGAGAGCGACGAUGACAACGAGGAGGGCGACUACACCGUGUACGAGUGCCCCGGCCUGGCGCCCACCGGCGAAAUGGAGGUAAAGAAUCCGCUCUUCCUGGACGAGACGCCGGCCACGCCGGCCAACAAUCUGUCGACAGGUGGAGCAGCAGCAGCUGGGGCAGGUGCCACCAAUAACAACAUCACGCAGGCCACUCCACAGCAACCGGCCACGCAGAAGAAGGGAACGGUAAAGCCGAACAUGAAUCUGUUGAAUGCCGCCGCCACAGCUGCAGCAGCGGCCGCCGCCUCUGCAUCGGCAGGCGGAGCUGGAGCGGCCGGAGCUGAGGAGCCGAAGCAGAAGCGCAAGAGCAAGAAGUAAGGAGGAGCCAGGCGAAGCUUGUUUAACCCAGGAGCUGCGGCGAUGGGUAAAGUUUGACUGAUCCAUUGUCAGCCAAGAACACACGAGGCACGGAGAGGGAUUCGGAGACAGGAUCCGAGCAGGUGUAGAUGCAUUCCUAACAAACAGUCCGGGGAAUCUAAUUCCAGGAGCAGCCACAACCCACACACACUAGCGCAGUCCAGAGGCCACGCAACAGUCUCUGUCUGUGUAAUCUCUUCCCGUUAACGCAUAAGUCCUGUAACGUAAUCGCAUUGCUAUGCAGUAAGACUAGGCCCCCCCCAGCACGCCCCCAAGGACCCCCCAGGAACUUUCCAUCCGCUGUCAGUUGCACAACUCGCUGCUGAUGUGACAGGAUGUGCGGCAGACAGGUGGAAUUACGUCGAAUUAUUUGUAUAUCAAACUUUUUUGGAGAGCGCAGAAGGAGCGCGGUGGGAAGCUAACUAACAUAUUAUAUUAUUAUAAAUAUAUGUAUACACACACACACAUAUAGAUAUAUAUUCAUGUAAUUAUUGUAUCAUAUAUAUAUAUAUAUAUAUAUAUAUUAUACACACGAGGGCGGACACCUUUUUACUUACCCCGUCUGUCCCUGGCCCCCGGCGUGUGCUGUAACUAUCUUUUUCUCAUUUUUACUACGCUUUGUGAUCGAUCCUAAAUUAUCUGUGUCAAUUUAGAAAUACAAUUCUGGUAAAUACAACCUGUAUGCAUGCAAAAACAUAUUAUAUGGGAGCGAGGAGAAGAGGAUUAUUUACAAGUAAAACUUAACAAUAAUUUCCCCCGCACACAUUCAUGUAAAGUAAAUGAAAAACGACUGAUAACACCACACACAAAGAUAACACGCGCGCGUCUAUUUGUACAAAAAGAAACGAAUCGAAAAUGAUAAUGAAAUCGAAUGAAGGAAACAAUUUAUUUACCGAUUAGGGAGAAAGAUUAGCAAAACAAAACCCAAAAAAAAAAAGAGGAAACAAACUAUCAGCGGAAACGAUUCCCAGCCCCAAAAAAGAAAGCGAACAUUUUACUAUUGUAUUCUCAAUUGCUGUAAAACUGUAAAUAAACAUGGAUAUAUAGGACAUGUACAUGAACUUUAGACGAGAGAGACGAGGACGAAACGUAGGAACCAUUGCGGCCGAAAACAAUACACUGAGAACAACUGAAUUGAAGAACUUGUGAGUUCAAAAACUAGCUAAACACUACAACCUAAAAACAAAACACACCAUGAAUAAUAAUAUUAAUACUAUAUGUUGACUAGUGGAAAUAUGCAAAGCAUCUUGGAGCAUUGAAAAUUGAGAAUUUCGAGAAAUCUUAAUCGAAAACUGACUUAGCCACAAUAAAAAGUGAAAGGAGACAUGCAAGCAGCAUACGUUGAGUUUGAAAUAUAUAUUUUAUGGUGUUUGGGGGGGUCCCCCUCAAACACGACAAAAUAAUCCGAACUCAAGGCGAGAGAAGAAAACGAGCAAAAUUUAAUUUAUUUAUGUAUGAUAACCGGUAACGACACAAAUUAUACAAUAUGCAUACAGAAUAAACUAAACUAAC
Messenger RNA from Drosophila kikkawai, 3710 nucleotides. RefSeq lists its product as uncharacterized. Lineage: Eukaryota; Metazoa; Arthropoda; Insecta; Diptera; Drosophilidae. Gene Ontology annotation, cellular component: membrane. The record is from RefSeq and is a predicted model, not a curated record.